Molecule: messenger RNA, 4677 nt
Organism: Cheilinus undulatus (humphead wrasse)
Lineage: Eukaryota; Metazoa; Chordata; Actinopteri; Labriformes; Labridae
Gene: retreg1
Product: reticulophagy regulator 1
Exons: 9
Coding region: 52-1428 (458 amino acids)
Biological process (GO): reticulophagy; negative regulation of neuron apoptotic process
Cellular component (GO): endoplasmic reticulum membrane
Source: RefSeq, a predicted model, not a curated record
UCUGCCGGAGGAGCGGAGCAGCAGAGCAGAGGGGGACCCGGUCGUUGUCCAAUGCUGGGUACCCGGGAAACAGGCACUGCGGGCGGCGUGGAGGAGGCUGCCGGUCCCCCGGGGCCUCCUGGCGGGGUCCACCGCGGGGAGGAGGCGCCGCCCGGCCGCUGGGGGUGUCGGCUCCUCGGCCUGGUCAGCUGGAGGCAGAGACCGUUGAGGACUUCGGCGCUGUUUGCUGCAGCCAACGCGGUGUUAUGGUUUGUGGCCUUCAGCUCUUUUCGAACCUUCAGCCUCACAGCCGUCCUGCUGGCUCUGAUUGUCCUCACUGUGGCCGCCAAAGACCUUAUUCAGUCCAGAUCCACAGGAGCUCAUUUAUGGCGCAGCAUGACCACAAGCUGGGAGAUCAUUGAUUCAGGCCAGGACAGCCGGUCCGGGUCUGGACUUCAGCUUAGCGACUCCCUCAGACUUUUCCUCCAGGAGACAUCGGCCUUCAAACAGCAGAACCCCGGCAAGUUCUGUCUGCUGGUUUGCAGUUUGUGCACCUUCUUUGCCGUCUUAGGACGCUACAUUCCAGGGAUUGUAAUCUCUUAUAUUCUAGUUCUGGGUUUUUUCCUGUGGCCUCUGAUUUCAUCCCAUGACGUCAGUUUGUGGCUGGAGCCAGUUCUGCAGAAACUGGACUUUGGCAUUGGGGAGUUUCUUCAAAAAAUUAAAGAGAACCAUGAGAAAAGAAUCCUGCAGGCUCAGACUGACAGAGAGGGCAUAGAGUCUGAUCUCUCCUCAAUGUUUCCCAAGCUCGACUCCACAGUGUGUAAGGAGAUGUCUGUAUCGGACACAGAGGUGUCAGAUGUGACGUGGACGGACAACGGUACCUUCAACCUGUCAGAGGGACACACGCCACAGACCGAGAACUCAGAGGACCUCGACAGAGAAGAGGCCUUCACUGGUGGCCUCCCAGAAUUCCCCUCACUUGACAAUGGUGCAACAACAAACGGCGAUGAAGACGACGACCUCAGCCUGGGCCUUCCCUCUCCUCUGCCUCAGCCGCAGCAGCAGGUGAAAUCCACGCGCACUUCCUGUCCUCACAUUGACCUACCUGCCGGCAGUGCCCUCGAAUUAGUCAACCAGAUGGCGGGGGACGUUAUCGCGGCCGCUGUCACAGCCGCCAUGCAGGAGAGGAUAGAAGCGGCCGUUGGCUUUUCAGCGCUCAGUGACAUGGAGCGGUCAGGACUCCCAGAAUCCACCCGGCUGCUGGAGCUGGCAGAAGAGUCGGAUAGCGAGGUGGAGGACUUUGAGCUGCUGGACCAGUCGGAGCUGGAGCAACUGGAAGGGGAGCUGGGGCUGGGGGAGGAGAAGACCCGGGCCAAAGAUGAGGCUCGGGACAAGAGUGACAAGCCGACGUCUUCUGGAUUCUUCUCCAAACUGCUGAGACGCCACUGAUGAAUCAUGGUUACUGAGGACAUGUGGUGGGGAAUUCUGGUCACAGUGGACUGUUAAUGGUUGUGAGAAAACAAUAUUUCCAUUUAUCUUCUUUUCUGUAGAGCUAACAUUGUCGUUUCAAACUGAUCUGGUUGUCAGAUAUGAAGGUAGAAGUGUCCUUUAAACCAGGAUCAUUGUAGCUGAAUGCUGACAUCAGAACGGACUGUACCACUCAGAUAUUAACCCAACGGAUUUUGGAAGGAAAAUCACUUUGCUGCCUUUUAUUGCAUAUUAUAUCCUGUGUAACUAGUAAUAGUCAAAGCUAACCCAUGCAUCUUUAUCCAGACUAAAAGAUGAAUGAAUGGUCCCCCCUUCUCUUAGUUUGGCAGCAUCAACCCAUCAUGCCCACAUUGACAGGAUAAAACACAAGUUUAAGAAAGAAAUCAUAGAAGACAAUCUUUGCCAGAGCAAUCUUCACCACACUGACUUAUUAUUUAUUAACAGAAAUUUAUUUUUGAAGAUGAUUGCAAUUCUUGGUUUGUACCCUACUUACUUGAGAGGUACCUUGCUGCAGACAUCAGACAUUCAUAAAUGCAUGUGUAGUUGAUUCCAGCAGAAUCUUCAUUUACCAUCAUUUUCAACUGCUUUCAGCCUUAGAUCCUGGAAAAGGAAUGAUAGCAAGAGAAAGACAAGUUUCCUAGAGAAAGAAAGACACGGAGAGCAAGAAGAAGGCCUUAUUCGUCGUAAAAGUAACAGUUAUUCAGCAAUGAUUAUGUCUGUUUAAUAACAUCCUUCCACUUAUCCGGGGUCAGGUUGCGGUAGUAGCAGGUUAAGCAAGUCAACCCAGACAUCCCUCUCCCCAGUGACACUUUCCAACUCCUCCUGGGGGAUCCCAAGGCGUUCCCAGACCAGACAGGAUAUAUAAUCCCUCCAGUGCAUUCUGGGAAUUCCUGAGGUCUCCUCCCAGCUGGACGUGCCCAGAAAACCCCCAAAGGGAGGCGUCAAGGAGGUAUUAUGACUAGAUGCCUGAACCACCUCAACCGUUGCCUUUUGAUCUACGAAGGAGCAGCGGCAGGAAUCGCUACCUUAUUGUGGUAGGGGAGGGUUUGUGUGGCCCUAUAAACCUGGGAGCUAUUUUGUUAGGGUCUCCCAAGACAAACUGGUUCCAGGGGAGGGCCCAGACCAAGAGCAAUUCAACUACCCAUGAUGAAACAGCACUUCGCCAGACCUGGAGGCGGAGGGGCAUCUGAUGGCUGUGAGCACCCUACCAGGAGGUUCAAUCAGAAGGAAUUACAUGGAGUCACCCCCCUGUGGACCCACCACAGGGACGGGCAUGGUAGCUGGUUUCAGUGUACACAGGCAGGGAAGGCUCGGCCUUGGCGUGCCAACCCCCGAUGGCGCAGUCUGACCAUUGGCACGUUUAAUAACAGCAUGGAUAAUAUGGCGUAUAAUAUGGCAGAAAUAUGGAAAAGUGCCCUCUUCAGAGCUUUCUAAAUAGACUAAAUUGGACAAAUUACCCUCUGUUGCACAUGUACAGUAGUAUAGAAAAUAUAAUUAUGUGCCAUAAGUUCCUCCUUAUUAAAUUAACAUUAUUUCGACUAUAUUAAAACUGGUUUCCACCACAUUCAACAGGUGCCCUUCCAUCAUUGCUGCCCCUGCCCCACAAACAUCCUUAGUCCUCCACGGCUAAGGAGAACAGCUUUAGCCUGUCCUUUUGAUUUGCUGAGCAAAAGCUGAGAUCUAAAUGUGAAUUAACUGACAAGUCCAAGUGUGUAUGCUUUUACUGAUGUUUGAUGUCUGCAGCCAGGUUCUCUUAAACCUGUUAAGUAACUAUUUAACUUGCUAUUUUGCAAAAGCUAAUAACACCAAACUGGUUAAAAUCAAAGGCUGGUCACUCACUACACAUUUUUAAACCCAAUGUUAGGCUAAGUCAGGAGUGUCUAAACUUUUUCCACUAAGGGCCACUUUCACUUUCAUAUACCACACCUUGGGGAUAUGAAAGUUACUAAGUAUUUUUAGUGAUUGAGUGUGCUCAGAUGGCUAGGUGUUUAGUGACAAGGCGAAUAGCCAAUCAAUUUAAGUAUUUCUUUGGAGGCCAAUUACAUUUAAGGGCCCCUGGCUAUGCAUCUAGAGCGCUAUUGGUGCUGCUAUUUGCUGUGGUAAUCAAUUAGGGCCUUACAAAUCAAGAGGUUUUAUUUUGUUUGCCAACAUUUUUACCAUUUACAGUUUCGUCUUAGGUUGGUCACAAAUUAAAAAAACAACAUUAAAUUCUUAUUGUCAAAAUGUUUGUUUACAGAAUUAGCAUGGUGGCACCGCCUUGUGUUGAAAGAAAGAAGUAGAGUACAGUCAAGCAAAAACUUCACGUUCUAUUGUGGGUCAUAUUUUAUUUCAAUUUAAAAAUUGCUGUGGGCCAAACAAAAGUGGCCCAUGGGCCGCAUUUGGCCCCCAGACCCUAGUUUGGACAUCCCUGGACUAGGCGGAGGGAGGUGUGCCCUGAGUUAAGAAUCUUAAAUCAAAAAAGCAGAACUUAAUUUUGCUCUAUCUGUUGACGUUGCUUUCUCUUUAACACCAAACUCUGAGAAAUUAUAUUACGGUAUAUUAAAUACUGAAAUUUGAUUAAACACAUCUGAAAGAUUUAAUCUUUCACAAUCACAUGCCUCUAAUAAAAUUAACCAACAAAUAAAUAUAUUAAAAUAUCAUGUUAAAAAAGAAUUUUACUGCUGAACAAUACAACCUAAACAGUGCUGUCAUAUUUUGGGUUAAACGGUUAAACUACUUUUGUUAUAUAUUAUCAUUAAAUGACUGGAUUUUGGUUUAGAUUCUCAAGAAACCUCAUAACACAACAAAUACACUGAUGGAAAAUGUAUUAAUACGACUACAUUACCCAUAAUCCCUUAGAUGUGAAACUGAAUGACAAUCACAAGGCCAUCAUACUGUAAAACACCACAGCUUGGAUUGUUUGUUUUCAGGAUUUCAAGUGUUAAACUUUUUUUAUUAGUUUUAUACUUUUUUUUUCAGGAAACUUUAUUAUUUGAGGGACUUUUAUUUUGUUAGAACAUGCUGCAGGUCUCUGAAUACUAUGCAUGGAAAUCUCAUUUUGAGACAUUAAAAUAUUUAAUCAUUAAAGCACUUUACUUUCAGUGCACAAAUGAAGUAUUGUGUGUGCUUUGGGGGAAAUUACUUUGCACUCAUAUAUCAUCCCCUGAGAAGAUCAGAUUUUAAACUUGACUGUGGUUAUUGUUGUCAUAAUAAAGAACUCGAGCAUACGUA